Daucus carota subsp. sativus is the source of this 1200-nucleotide messenger RNA. RefSeq lists its product as uncharacterized. The coding region runs from base 1 to 1200 and encodes 399 amino acids. The record is from RefSeq and is a predicted model, not a curated record. The transcript is spliced from 2 exons. Lineage: Eukaryota; Viridiplantae; Streptophyta; Magnoliopsida; Apiales; Apiaceae.
AUGCCAGUGCAGACUCCUCUGUCGGGGGAGUCCCUUGAGAGGGCCAAGCAUGUGUUGGGGCUAUCCACCGGGCUAGGUGAUGGCUCCAGCCUGCUUACUCCAGAGAAUCUGGAGAGGCUCGAUAUGGCUGCCAACAUCCCCCGGUUUAUCAAGCGUUCCACUAAGUACGAGGAUCUGUUCAGGGAAGCCUCCGAUUCUCAGGCUCCCCUUCCUACCAAGCCACUUUCCCAGCUCCCUUCUCCCUCUCUGGAGCAGAAGAAGACCUCCUCCGGGGGUCGCAAGCGGGACCCCUCCAAGACUGCUGAGGCGGGGUCUUCAGCUGAAGGCCGUACAAGCAAGAAGCCCAGGUUAACCCUGGCCCGCAGCUCUCCCGCUUCCUCCUCUUCUCAAAAGACUCAGCUCUUUCAGCGAAUGCUCUCUGACCAGGUCCCCGAGGCUACCGUUCGGGAGUGGGACAGGCUUUCAAUAGCCGAGGCCACCCGUGACAAGGUGGUGGCCAACGCUAAGAGCCUGUUCCUCGAUCUGAAUAUGGGGGAGCAUGUUGCUGACACAGCCCGGGUCAACGAGAAGAUGAGGGCGGAUUUGAAGCAGGCUAAGGCGGACCUGGCUUCCGCUGUCAAAGACAGAGAUCUUGUGCGGAAGGCCAACCAGGAGCUGAAGGAGGCUGAAGCCAAAGUCCGUGAGGAGAGGAGGAAGGAGGACGCCGUGAGGCGUUCCUUGGAGGAGGAGACAGAUGGCCUUGGGAAGAUGGUGAAGAGGUUGGAGGGCCAGGUGAAGGAGUUGCAGGAGGCUGCCGUUGCUGCAAAGGCGACGAGGAAGGAGCGGGAGGCCGCCGUUUUUGAGGCAGGGGUUGCCGCAGGGGUCAAAGACUGCGUUAAGUCCGCUUAUCGCUUCUUCCCUGAUAAUGAUUGGGCCAAGCUGGGACCCGAUGCUGCUCUCGCCCUUGAGGAGGCAAAAGUUGAAGAUGCCACCAGCUCUGAGAAAGUCGAAGCCGGCGCCAAGGAAGUUCUUGGGGGUACUUCUGAGGGAGAAACUGCGGCUAAGGACCGACAGGAGGCUGAGAAGGCAUCCCUUCCGGAACUUGAUGUGGUGGCCCAGGUGGAGGCCUUAGUUGUGGCUCCCUCCCAGAACGCAAUCUCCUCGGACGCCCUGGCAAUCGAUGAAGUCCCCAAGGCCUCCUCCUCUCCAGUUGCUUCUUAA